This is a messenger RNA of Acanthopagrus latus (yellowfin seabream), 6409 nucleotides long. It is a transcript of the gene crb1, whose product is annotated as crumbs cell polarity complex component 1. The record is from RefSeq and is a predicted model, not a curated record. Gene Ontology annotation, biological process: Notch signaling pathway. Lineage: Eukaryota; Metazoa; Chordata; Actinopteri; Spariformes; Sparidae. Gene Ontology annotation, molecular function: Notch binding; calcium ion binding. The transcript has 13 exons. The coding region runs from base 212 to 4177 and encodes 1321 amino acids.
GUGUGUGGCCUGUUGAAUACCACGUGGUAGCCCGUUUCUUUUCUUGUCUCAUGUGUGAUGGAGGCUCCUGAUGGUGCUCCAGCCAGAGCAGAAGUGAGCAUCAAGUGGUUCUGGAGAGGACAACAGAUGCGUCGCUGCGGGCAGAAGCAGACACCGACAGAUCCGUGCAUGACAAGACUUCAGGACUUCAGGAUGGUUUCCUGUCCCGAAUAUGGAUUUAAUUCGGCGUCAUAAUUUUGAAUUACUUGCGUGCGCGAUUCUCAUCUCAUCACUGGCUGUGAUAGACGGUGCAUCCCCUGACAGGCUGCCUUCGACAGAUGACCACUGCUCUCCAAACCCCUGCCAAAACAGGGCGAUAUGCAGGAUCCGCGGGGACGGCUACUCCUGCUUCUGCGUGCCGGGGUUCCAGGGUGCUCACUGUCAGAUUGACGUGAACGAGUGUGUUUCACAGCCCUGCAGGAACGGAGCCACCUGUGUGGACAGAGUGGGCAGGUUCUCCUGUCUGUGUGCCCCAGGGUUCACCGGGGCCACUUGUGAGGUCCAGAUUGAUGAGUGUCAAUCACAGCCAUGUCUCAAUGGCGGCAGUUGUCAUGACUACGCCGGGGGCUUCAGUUGCACCUGCUUGCCCGGUUUCCAAGGACACCGAUGCGAAAUCAACACUGACGAAUGCCAAGAGCAGCCAUGCCAGAAUGGGGCUCUGUGUGUAGACGGAGUGAAUGACUACAGCUGUGACUGCUCUCACACAGCCUUCACCGGCAGACACUGUGAGACGCCGCUGCCGCCAUGCCACUCUGAACCCUGCUUCAACAGCGCCAUCUGUGAGGAAAGCCAGAGUAACUACACCUGUGCAUGCUGGCCAGGGUUUGAGGGGCGUCAGUGUGAGGUCGACAUCAGUGAGUGUGCCAGCGACCCCUGCAUGCACGGGGGACGCUGCAUCGAGAGGUCCUGGCAGGCCCUGUAUGGCAGCGACCCUCUGCUGCCCGAACGCUACGACCAACAGCAUGCUGCAGGCUACAUCUGCAGCUGUCCUCGAGGAACAACAGGAUCCCUCUGCCAGGAGGUGAUAAACCAGUGUGACCCCAGUCCCUGCCAGAAUGGAGGCAGGUGUGAGAGCUAUGUCGGAGGCUACAUCUGCCACUGCCCCACACAGAGUCAUGACGGCUUCCAGUAUGGGGGUGUAAACUGUGACGAGAGGCUGGUGGGCUGUGAGGGACAUGAAUGCCAGAACCAAGGCUCCUGCUCUCCCUUCCUGUUGGAUGGGACUCACGGAUACACCUGCUCCUGCUCGCCUGGGUACACUGGACCCCUCUGUAAGACCCCCACCACCUUCUCCUUUGAGCGCCGAGGCUACCUGCUGCUGCAGAGUCCCCUGGUGGACACCGAGGUAUCCUGCAACAUCACCCUGAGCUUCAAGACCAUGCUGCCCAGAGCGGUGUUGUUCCAGCGGAACAGCAGGGGGCUGCUGCUGAGCCUGGAGCUGGACGAAGGGCGGCUUCGUCUCACGUUGAGGAAGGAGGCUUCUAUUGGAGCUGAAGCAGAAAGCCCCAGCCAGGUCCUGGAGCUUCCUCACAAUGUCACAGAUGGAGGGUGGCAUUCAGUAGAGGCUGUGCUCAUACACUGGGUGCUCACUCUCAAACUCUUGGAUGAUGCUGGGAGCUGUGGGAGCCAGUCGUGCCACAGGGCGGCCCCGGUCCAAAGCUCCCUGGCUGGGCCAGCUGCGCCUCCUCAGAACACUUUCAUAGGAGGUGUGCUUCGGGACUCAAAUGGCCCCAGUGAGGUCUCUCCCCUUCCAGCAUUCAUUGGCUGCAUGCGGGAUGUGUUUGUGGACUGGCAGCUCGUGGUCCCUGAGGAAUGGCUGAGCGACCGUGCUGUUAAUGUGUCCCCAGGCUGCAGCCACAGGGACCGCUGCCUGGAUGUGCCUUGCCAAAACAGAGGACAGUGUGUCAACCUGUGGCAGAGCUACCAGUGCCGAUGUCCAAGGCCUUAUGAGGGACAAGACUGUGAGGAGGAACACGUCACCGCCCGCUUUGGGAACGAGGACUCUCCGAGUUAUGCUGCGUUCACUGUCACCGAUGAUCUGGGCCACGACCUCUCCAUCUCCCUCUUCCUGCGCACACGGAGGGACAGCGGACUCCUCCUGGCGCUCGCCGACGGCAGCGGACAGCAGUACCUGCACAUGUGGCUGGAGGACGGCAAGGUCACAGUUCAGCUCCACAACGCUGAGAGCCUCAAGGCGGAGAGUGCGAUCAACGAUGGGGAAGUCCACUUUGUGAGCGUAGCGAUGGUGAAGGAUCGCAUCACACUGUACGUACAAACCCAAAGACAGAUCGAAGAGGAAGUCAGGACGGUCGCGGUCCAGGCAGGAGACACUGUGUUUGUGGGAGGUCUGUUGGGGAGCAGGAAGACUUCCAUAUUUGGUGGAUAUUUUAAAGGCUGCAUCCAGGACCUGCGGGUCAAUGACAGGAGGCUGCAGUUCUUCGGGUUGGACGCCUCAGUGAGAGCUUACCCUCUGGAGGUCAUGGAGAACGUGACUGCUGGAUGCUCAGGGGACAACGCCUGCAGUAGGAACCCUUGUUUAAACGGCGGGAUGUGCUUUUCCAUGUGGGACGACUUCACCUGCACCUGCCCUCCUAAGACAGCAGGGCGGCGCUGUGAGGAGGUCAAGUGGUGCGAGCUGUCGCCUUGCCCCACAGACUCAGAGUGCAGGAUGCUGAACCAGGGAUAUGAAUGCUACUCCAAUGCAACCUUCCUGAAUGACUCCACCGUGCUGUCCUACCGGGGAAACGGCCAGAUAUCCCGCAAUCUAACCAACCUCUCGCUAAACCUACGCACGCGCAGGCGUAACGCAGCCAUACUGCACGCAGAGAAGGACUCUGCAUUCCUCACACUCUCGGUCCAGGACGGUUCCCUCUUCAUGGAGCUUCAGAGCACCACUGAAGAAGACAGAGGGGAGGGGCAGGGUGUGUCUACAGUCAGUCUCAGCAGCAGGAGGAGUGUCAGUGAUGGUGAGUGGCACAGCGUCCAUCUGUUCAUGGCGGCACCGUGGGCACAAACCUCCCUGUGGACUCUGGUGCUGGAUGAAGAAAUCGAGGAGGCCAGCACUUCCAGGAGCAAAGGGGGCAACCUGGACUUCCUCAGGCAGGGGGUGGACAUCUUCUUAGGGGGCCUGGCCCCUGAUGCUGGCUGGUCCCUGACUGGGUGCCUGGGCACAGUGGAGCUUGGUGGCAUUGCCCUGCCGUACCUCAGCUCCUCCGAUGUGAACCUCCCGCGCCUGCAGGAGGAGCAGUUCGUCCAGACAUCCCAGCACCCUCCGCUCCUCGGCUGCAGCGGGGCCCCCGUGUGUGAGCCCAGCCCCUGCCUGAACGGGGGCGAGUGCCACGACUUCUUCAACACCUACAACUGCAGCUGCGCCGACGGGUGGGCCGGCAGGCGCUGCGACUUCUUCACCAACACCUGCGCCUCCAGUCCCUGCGUUCACGGCAACUGCAGCGUGAACGGGAUGACCUACGAGUGCGCCUGUGAGUUCGGCUACGCGGGCGCGGACUGCGAGGAGGAGGUGGACGUGUGUGAAAACCACCUGUGUGCUCACGGAGGCACCUGUCUGCACGGGCCGGACAGGUACGCCUGCCUCUGCCCCGAGAACUACACCGGACCCCUCUGCAAUGAACGCAUUGAAGAGGUUCCGUGGUACAUUGUUGUCAAAAAUGUACGGCCUAAGCUGCCUGUUUCUGUGUGCGGCGACAACACCAGAAACUACACCUGCUUCAAUGGAGGCAACUGCACCGACCGAGAGCUGUCCUGUGACUGUCAACCCGGCUUCAUCGGACACCGGUGUGAGCAGGAGGUGGACGAGUGCAAGUCCAACCCCUGUCUGAACGGAGGCUACUGCCGCAACCUCAUCAACAAAUUCAUCUGCGUGUGUGACAUGAGCUUCGCCGGAGACGUGUGCCAGACGGACCUGACCUCUGAGGGUUUGACCUCUGACCUCUUGCUGUCUAUCAGUGUGGUGUCUGUGGUCCUGCUGCUGGCCCUCAUCCUCACCUCCGUCAGCCUGGUGGUGGCCCUGAACCGCCGCGCCACCCACGGCACGUACAGUCCCAGCCGGCAGGAGAAGGAGGGCUCACGGGUGGAAAUGUGGAGCAUCACCCAGCCGCCACCCGUGGAGAGACUCAUAUGAGAUGGAGGCGGCGACUGUGUUCACAUGCUAGAAACACACCAAGGGCCUCGUUACAGGCAAAAGCACCAAGCUGCUGGUCCGAUCUUAUCUCAAAGACGGGGACAGUCUCUCUAUCCUGACCCAUCUCAGCCCUCGCUAGAGAUUACUUGUCACUGGCUAGCUACUUGGCUAAAAUGGACGCGUAAGGACUGGCAUUCAAUUUAAUCUCACUGAGUUGGAGAGCAGAAUUGUGUUGCUGGAGAGGAGGAUUUACUGUAUAUCCAUUAAUGCAUGGUCAGGGAAAUUUAAAGGCUUUUCCCACAAGGCAACAUCAGUGUUAGCUUGCUCGACAGGUUAACGUCAGUGUUAGCUUCAUCAGACUGCGAAAUACAUGCAAGUUUUUCCACCAAGCUAACAUCAGUGUCAGCUUGUCCUACAUGCUAACACCGCUAUUAGCUUCUCCACCCAGCUAACAUCAGUGUCAGCUUGUCUGACAUGCUAACACCGCUAUCAGCUUCUCCACCAAGCUAACAUCAGUGUCAGCUUGUCCUACAUGCUAACACUGCUAUUAGCGGUGACGUUAACUUCAGCAUUAGCUUUUCUCCCACACAUCGACAUCAGUGCUAGCAUUUCUUCAGCAUGCUAGCAUCAGUGUUAGCUAAUCCAACAGGCUAAGAUUAAGUGUUAGCUUCUCCAACAGGCUAACAUUGUUGUUAGUUCCCCCUGCCGGCUUACGCUAAAUCCGCAUUCAAGGCUCAGGGCGAGUUAUUUGUCGUUAUACAACACAGGGUUGCAUAAUGAAUGUAAGGAACGAAUGUAAACAGCAGCUACAGGCUGAAACAGAUGUUAGCUUCUCUAACAGUCGAGGCUUCAGUGGGACUUAAAUCUCAAUUUUAGUGUUCUCUGUUGUUCAUUCUGAAUUGAGAUAAGACCAGAUUUCAGACUCGGGAUGUUUCUGUCAUGUGGCCCCUGGUAACAGAUGCAGCCCGGAUGUGAACAUGGUCAUCCCCUCUCAGCACCUCCAUUCAAAUCACUGCUGUCUUUCUUCAUCUGCGUAUGCUGGAAGACUACAUGAAACCCAGUGACACCAUUUCCGCGUAUCCCGGCGCUUCAUCCGUCUUCCUGCGAUGUUUUGCACCUGGCUCCGCCGCCCGGCCCCACAUCCAUCUAAAUGAAAAGAUUAGAGUCCAGAACAUAUCGAGUCUGUCACGCCUUCGUGUCCGAUCCAUAUCAUUUUGGAUUGAUGGACCAGCGGUGAGCAAUCUAAGGAGGAUCUGACCGGAAUCUGGGACACGCAGACACGUUGUUGUAAAGCCUCGUCUGGGAACAACAAGAAUGAGUCUGAAUGCUCCUUGUUUAAAGGAUUAGAUGAAGAUUAGUCUAUAUUUGUCUUACUGUCAACAAAUCCCAUGAAAACAUCAAAACCAACAAUGCGUUAAGUCCGUCUUUACUUAAACAAAACUAAGUAGGGGAUUGUUGGGGACUAUUUUCAGGUGCGGAUUAAUACACGUUUGGGCUCAAGUGAUUCUUUUUCAGCAGCAGGACUGUGUUUGUGGAAGUGUCUCAAAAUAACACAUGCGAGGGGAAUCAAUCAAUCGCUGCUGGUUUUUAUCUUUUUCACGGGAUUUGUUGAAGGUCGGAAAAUAUCGAACGAGACUCAUCACUCAAUUGAUUAAAGUCCAUCUGUGUGUAUUUAUUACAGGAAAAUGCCUUUCUAGUUCUUCGUGGUUUGUGUAUACACUUGAGUAUUUGCUCCUAGUUAUUGACUAAGUUUUUCAUUUUCAGUGAACAGUCUCACAGGACUCCGCAGACGGGAGGAGUCUGGUUUCGCAUUGCACUCGUCGAGAGUAGCUUGUUAGUUUCCUCUAGGCCGAGUCAUGAACUUCCUAUAGACUGUAGUGUAGUUCCAAGUGUAUAUACUGUAAUGAUGACUUUGUUUGUUUGUUUGUAAACUGUGAAUUUCAUUUUUGCCUUUCAUUGUCGGCAACGGUACAAAGAAGAUGCGUCAGUUGAUUAAAGUCAAUUUGUUUGUGUUAAUUUAUUUUCUGUUCACAAUUAUUGAAGGUGCAUUGAGGAACAGUGUGGUGCUGCUGUGAGAAAGGAGCAGCAUUUAUAUCGUGUUGUUAUUGCUAAACUGAUCGAAUCGCAGCGCACACACAACUUUAUUGUAUAAUUCAAUAAACCAGCAGAGUCCUUGUACGUGCUGCUUAAAUGUUAACGUACAGCGGCUCUAUCUCUGGAUAAAGGAUGAGU